This is a messenger RNA of Notechis scutatus (mainland tiger snake), 3688 nucleotides long. NCBI's taxonomy places the organism in Eukaryota, Metazoa, Chordata, Lepidosauria, Squamata, Elapidae. The record is from RefSeq and is a predicted model, not a curated record.
GCCGCGCGCCUCCCUCAGUUCCUGGCCGACAGAACGGGCGAAUUCCCGAAGCCGUCAGGUGGCCGUAGGUAGAGAGGUAACUUUACAUCACCAAAUGGUUAAAUUAAUUUGCACUUUGGCAGACCACAAAGAUGAUGUCAACUAUUGUGCCUUCUCUUCUUCCUAUUUGGCUACGUGUUCCUUGGACAAAACAGUCCGUCUGUAUUCGUUAAACAAUUUUGGUGAGGUUUCUUACUCACCACUGAAAGGCCACACUUACGCUGUCCAUUGCUGUUGCUUCUCUACUUCGGGACACAUUUUGGCUUCAUGUUCUACAGAUGGCAACACAAUUUUGUGGAAUACUCAAGAUGGGUUGAAAAUGGCAGUGUUGGAGCAUCCCUGUAGAAACCCUCUAAGAAUUUGUCGAUUUUCCCCUGAUUCUACAUAUUUAGUUUCAGGAGCAGCUGAUGGAAGUAUAAAUGUGUGGAAUGUUCAGACGCUAAAAUUGUAUCGAUCUGGUAAUGUUAAAGAUGGAUCAUUGGUAGCUUGUGCAUUUGCUCCUAAUGGACGCUUCUUUGUGACGGGAUCAUCCUGUGGAGAUCUAACUUUCUGGGAUGACAAAAUGAAGUACUUAUAUAAUGAGAAAGCUCAUGACCUUGGUGUUACCUGCUGUGACUUUUCUUCAAGGCCACAUUCUGAUAAGCAAGAUGCUGAUUAUUUCAGAAUGGCAUCUUCUGGUCAGGAUGGCAUAAGUAAGAUCUGGCUCAUUUCAUCUUCUGAUUCUACAGGAUUUGACCUGAGAUGUAGAUGUACUUUAAGUGGACAUACUGCCCCCGUUCUGGCUUGUGCUUUUUCCUCCAAUGGGCAGGUUUUAGUUACUGGGUCUGUGGACAAAACUGUAAUGAUUUUUGAAACUAACACUGGGAGCAACCUGCACAUUUUGACUCAGCAUACCAGAUAUGUUACAACUUGUGCCUUUGCACCAGAUAUGCCAUUAUUUGCUACCGGUUCAAUGGAUAAAUGUGUCCACAUCUGGGAACUGGAAUCAGAACAACUUUUCACAGGAAGUCCUCUGAUACGGGAAUCAAAGAUUUCUAUUGAUAACUGGACAGAAGAUGAUGUUUCCAUUUGGCUUCAAACACAUAACUUGCAAGACCUAGUUGAGAUUUUUAAAAGAAACAAUAUUGAUGGUAAAGAAUUGUUAAAUCUUACAAAAGAGAGCUUGACUGAUGAUUUAAAAAUAGAAUCUCUAGGUCUUCGCAGUAAAGUUUUGCGUAACAUUGAGGAGCUCAGGAAUGAGAUGAAAGCUGCUUCUCUAGAUAUUCCUGAUGAAUUCCUGUGUCCCAUAACCAAAGAACUUAUGAAAGAGCCAGUGAUUGCUGCAGAUGGCUACUCCUAUGAGAAAGAAGCAAUAGAAAAUUGGAUAAUUAAAAAACGGCGUUCUAGUCCAAUGACGAAUCUCCCUCUUCAGAGACUUGUACUUACCCCAAACCGAGCACUAAAAAUGGCUAUUAAUCGCUGGUUGGAAACUCAGCAAAAAUAUAAUGAAAAGCAAGCACCUUAAAGACUGUCACCUUUUUUUCAAAAUUAGAGGAAAUGAAUCUAAAGGUAUGCAAAACAUUUCAAUAGUGAGCUGCUUCCUGUUGAUACGGUGCACUUUUUUUAAAAACACGGGUUAAUUGAUAACAUUAUCUCAAAUAAUUUAAGCCUUGACAAAUGUCAGCUAUUGUUACAAAUGAUUUUAAGUUUCUGUUAUUGAAUGAAAUCAUCAUGGCUGCAGUGAUAUUUAUAUUAAAAUGGAUUCCAUUGACGUAGGACUUGGUUUUGAUUAAGUAUGCAUGGGUUAGAAAGUAAGUUUUAUUAAUUUCAAGACAGUAUAUAGCUUGUAAUAGAUUAUGCUCUGCAGUAAGUUAUUUAGCAACCAGCAAAGUAAUGAUGUGACUUUUCCUAGAUUUCGAUAUCAGAGCUUGCCAAAAACUCCUGGGCUGAGCCCAUAGUAGACCAGAAAUAAAGAAUUGAGGCCAGGGAGAUGCACGUUUUUCUAUCCCUGUCCUGGAUCUCUAAGUGUACAUAUUUAUGUUCCUGUUUAUUCCAAAGAAUGUGGGAACACCAUGGCCCUGACAGAGAGCAACAGGUACUUAGAUCUUUGGGAUCAAAAGCCUGUCUUGCCCAGCCUUCUUCCAAAUACCUUUGUGAAAUGGGUCUGGUGUCAUGUUUUGUUGAGCUCAGAAAGAGCUAGUACAAGGAGCAAGAAUCUGAAGUUAGUUUUCCAGUUCUGAGAUUUCCUAGGACUCUUUUAUCAAGUUGACAUGACCAUGUGCUGUUAGAUUUUGCAUGACCUGGUGUUAACAGCAGAAUUAUUGCCCUGAAACCAUGUUCCUUUUAUUAAAUGUGUUACAAGCAAUCUUUGUCUUCAGAGGACUAUGAUCAAGAAUGAAGUGAAAAAACUUCCCAGACUAUGCAGUUUAACUAAAAGGGCAUCUCACGACCAAUUAUAACUUUGUACAACUGCAAUACAUUCCUAUUUCAGUGCCUUUCUAGAUGUGUAGCCUAGAUAGAAAGUUGACAAUUCAACCAAAGUUGUGGCAUGGAAUAAUUGUCAACUUAUUGGAGACCAGCUGUUGAGUUCAUCUACAAAUAUUAAACACUCACUUGGGUUCCAACAAUUUUUGGAAGAGAGAAGUAAUCUAUGCAGAUUGUUCAUAUAUUUUACAUUUGAAAUGGAUCCUAAUUAAGCUUGCAUUAAUGAUGACCUCAGCGUUGUGCUGUAAAACUACACUACUGAACCAGAAACUAUAUUAAUAAUCUUUUAUUUAAUAAGAGAAAAAUACAGUAGCUGUGCAAAAAAUAGAUCUACAGAACAAGAGAAUAAGAUUGUACAAAUACCAAGAUAAACAAUAAAUAAGCUACAGAAUAGAUUAAGUCAUUCCAAAACAGACUUUUUAAUGCUUUUUUUUAAAAAAUGUGUGAAGUUGUUAUAAUGUAACAUAUAUUCUGUACAUAUGGAAAUAAAUUUGUUGAAGGGACUACAGAAUUUUCCAGCUUAUACAACCAGCCUUUAUUACUUACAGGAGCAUCCUUACAAAUGUGCCUCUUCAAGAACAAUUUGUAAUUUAAAUAGAUAUUUCCUACUGCAUACUGAGGAAAGUAUCAAUGGCCUUUAUGUAAGCUUCUCCCUCAGAUAGAUAUUAGAUGUUCUAUAAAAAAUACUCUAUGACCUGUAUUUCUCUUUGUUUUUCUGAUAUAACACCUCAAAAGAUGUUUAGAUAAACUAUGUAAAGUGCUGAUUGUAUGUUGUUAACUUGUCAUAUGAGUCAGUGCAAUAACAAAGAUGUUGAAUAAAAUGCAUGCAAAAUUUUACUUCUUGCCUUGCAAUAAUGAUAGACAGCCUCAAUUGCAUGGAAUAAAAUAUCACUGCUGAAAUAUUUGUAAAGAUGAUAUAUUUGCCAGGUUUAUAAAAGUGGGAGAAUAACAGUCAAUCUUCCUUCUAAGAAAAUACUCAUUGACAAAAGUAGGUGGGUUCCAUCCUCUGGAACCAAUAAAUCAAAUUUAAACAAUAAACAAUAUACAUGACCGAACAAAGUGAGUUUUACAACACAAUCCUAUAGUCUGAGAAGUAAAUUAUAUUUAUGUUCAUUGAGACUUAGUCCCCAGUGACUGUAUAUACCACUUCAGCUUCAGGACUGCAGAUUUUUAAAAUACAUUUUUU